GAUUUUCUGUAAUGGCCUGAAAUAAUACAGCCUAUGUGACGUUUUUUACAGCCACACGACUCUUUCUCCCAUUGAUUUACAUUAGGAGAGAGACCUCUGUAAAUCAGCGUAUUGUUUUUGGCAAAAUAAACAACUUGUAUUGCCCUUUUUUUAAUCAUUAUUAAAGUUAUGAAAUGCGCUACAAACCGUAACCAGGGUUAUUUUCUGAGCGGGGGAUCGGAGGCGGGGCUUAGGGAAAACUCGAAUGCGCAUGCGCUAUCGGCCCAGAAACGUCAGGCCCUUUUGGCUUCAUGCACUAAGGGACUGCAGCGUCCAUGUAAAGCAGUCGUUGAAAUAGCGCUGGGCUCUGUCGCUACCGUAGACUGUGUAUACAAAGGUCGCUGCGUUCACUUACAUGUCAAUCUGUUCCCUAUGUUCAUGUCAUAGGUGUGAGUCUAGAAGCUAGGCUAAGCUAUCAGUGCGCAUGUAGCUGCAUACAGCGAGGUCGCAGUAUGUUGAGGUUGUGGGUAAGGUCGGAGUUCCGGAUAGCGAAGGUCCUCUGUGUCUCCGGGGCUGUCAGUGUCAGAUGUAACGGAUCCUGCAGCGGCGCUUCAGCCAGGGCAUGGGUAAGACCCAGCGGGGCUGCCACGGGUUUAAAGACUUUCAACAGCCUGACCAAGCAGAAAGAGCCUCUGAUCCUGGCCAGAGAGGGAGUAGCUACCUGGUAUAGCUGUGGACCAACCGUAUACGACCAUGCACACCUGGGUCAUGCAUGCUCAUAUGUCAGGUUUGAUAUCCUGCAGAGGAUCCUGUCCAGGUUGUUUGGCAUCACUGUGAUCCAUGCUAUGGUGAUCACUGACGUGGAUGAUAAAAUCAUCAGAAGAAGCUGGGAGGAGAAUGUUUCCCCCAGCGUUUUAGCUUCAAUCUAUGAGGAUGAAUUCAAGAGGGAUAUGCUGUCUUUAAAGGUGACUCCCCCUGCGGUGUAUUUAAGAGUCACUGAGAAUGUGCAUCAUAUUGUUGCGUUUAUUGAAGGGAUCAUUAGAAAUGGACAUGCCUACGCCACAGAAGAAGGUGACGUGUAUUUUGACAUCCAGUCCAUUGGCGAUCGUUACGGCAAGUUUGUCGGAGCUGUGGAUCCUCAGGGAGAAGCUGGCAGCACACAUAAACGAGACUCGAGGGAUUUUGCUCUCUGGAAGAGGUCCAAACCUAAGGAGCCGUCCUGGGAGUCUCCGUGGGGCAGAGGAAGACCAGGCUGGCACAUCGAGUGCUCCACCAUCGCCAGCUCGGUGUUUGGCAGCCAGCUGGAUAUCCACUCCGGAGGGAUCGACCUGGCCUUUCCUCACCAUGAGAACGAGAUCGCUCAGAGUGAAGCCUACCAUCAGUGCGGACAGUGGGCUAACUACUUCCUCCACUCAGGACACUUACACCUGAGAGGCAGUGCAGAGAAAAUGUCAAAGUCUCUGAAGAACUUCGUCAGCAUCAAGGAUUUCCUGCAGUCCUACUCUGCCAACGAGUUCCGGAUGUUCUGUCUUCUGUCCAGAUACAGAUCAGCCAUAGACUACAGCCACAGCAGCAUGGUGGAGGCCCGCACCGCUCUAGGAACCAUCUCCACCUUCAUGCAGGACGCUAACGCCUACAUGAAGGGCCAGCUGCCCUGCACGCCUGUACAGGAAGCAUCUCUCUGGGAGAGUCUGGCUGAUACUAAAUCCAGCGUGCUGAAAGCCCUGGCAGACGACUUCGACACCCCGAGAGCCGUCAGCGCUGUGAUGAACCUGGUGCAUCACGGGAACUGCCAGCUGCAGCCUGUUUCCAAGAGUGACGGCGUGGCUCGGAGCCCCGCAGUGUUCGGAGCGAUGAUCAGCUACAUCUCAGAGAUCUUGGAUGUGUUCGGGGUCGAUCUGCUGCAGAGUAAGGAGGGGGAUGUGGUGACCAGCAGUGGGAGGCUGGGGGGGGUGGUGGAGCAGCUGACAUUUCAGAGUGAAGUGCGAGCGUUUGCACUCGCACGUCAGGACGCUCCUACCACUGGCAAAGCUGCACUUUACCCAGAGAGAGGGCCCCUCCUCAGAGCAUGUGACACUCUCAGAAAGGACCUGACCCCCCUGGGGGUGCUCAUCAAGGAUAGAGGACUCACCUCCACAUGGCAGCUAACGGAGGGGACACAGAGCGAGAGAGGCCAGGAUGAGGAGCAGGAGACCCCCACCUGAAAGACUCCAGUUUACUUUAAGCUGGACGACUCAACUGAAAGACUUCUUCUGUACAUCCUGAUAACAGAAGCGUACUCUGGGUGAAAUGCCUGAUGUGCCUGUCAUCAGCCAUGAAGUGUUUCAUUCGCUGCUUCAGAAGGUGUACCUGUCAGUGUAAGCAGUGUAACACACUGAAUGUUCAUUAGUUGUUUUAAUAAACAGAUGAUGGUGUGUAUGAAACACAGAAGGCCCAAA
Eleginops maclovinus (Patagonian blennie) is the source of this 2417-nucleotide messenger RNA. RefSeq names its product cysteinyl-tRNA synthetase 2, mitochondrial (gene cars2). Gene Ontology annotation, molecular function: cysteine-tRNA ligase activity; ATP binding. NCBI's taxonomy places the organism in Eukaryota, Metazoa, Chordata, Actinopteri, Perciformes, Eleginopidae. Gene Ontology annotation, biological process: cysteinyl-tRNA aminoacylation. The record is from RefSeq and is a predicted model, not a curated record. Gene Ontology annotation, cellular component: cytoplasm.